Molecule: messenger RNA, 2064 nt
Organism: Zingiber officinale
Lineage: Eukaryota; Viridiplantae; Streptophyta; Magnoliopsida; Zingiberales; Zingiberaceae
Product: nicotinate phosphoribosyltransferase 2-like
Exons: 15
Coding region: 107-1786 (559 amino acids)
Biological process (GO): NAD+ biosynthetic process
Molecular function (GO): nicotinate phosphoribosyltransferase activity
Source: RefSeq, a predicted model, not a curated record
CGCCGAUAUUCUCCACUUCACUCAGCCACAAAAUCACGGGUGCCUUCUCUCAUUCCUCGGCAAAUCCCAUCCCCAAUCCCCUUCCUUCCGAGCCAGAGAAGAGGCGAUGAUAAACGCGAACGGAUCCAACGCCGGCGAAGCGGAGCGAUCGUUGCCUCCGCGACCGACAAAUCCGAUGGUCACUCCUCUCCUCACCGACCUCUACCAGUUCACCAUGGCCUACGCCUAUUGGAAGGCCGGCAAGCAUCGAGAUCAGGCCGUGUUUGAUCUUUACUUCCGCAAAAACCCUUUUGGUGGUGAAUACACAGUUUUUGCUGGUCUUGAAGAGUGCAUAAGGUUGCUUGCUAACUUCAAAUUAGAGGAUUAUGAAAUUGCUUUUCUACGCUCUGCGAUGCCUACAUGCGAGGAUGGGUUCUUUGAUUAUCUAAAGGAAAUUGACUGUGCAGAAGUAGAGGUUUAUGCAAUCCCGGAAGGUUCUGUUGUUUUUCCUAAGAUUCCCUUGAUGAGGAUUGAGGGACCAGUUGCAGUGGUUCAGCUUCUUGAAACUCCAUUUAUGAAUCUUGUUAAUUAUUCCUCUUUAGUUGCCACCAACGCUGCAAGACAUAGAUUUGUUUCCGGGAAGUCAAAAACAUUACUUGAAUUUGGACUUCGACGAGCACAAGGACCCGAUGGAGGAAUAAGUGCUUCAAGAUACUGCUAUAUGGGAGGAUUUGAUGCAACAAGCAAUGUUGAGGCUGGAAGGCUGUUUGGCAUACCGCUUCGUGGGACUCAUUCACAUGCCUUUGUUAGCUCGUACAUUGGCCUUGAUGAAAUCAUUGACAAGUCACUCGUCACUCAUGAUGGUUCGAGAACCUGUCAUGACUUUGUUUCAUUGGUUAGGAGCUGGCUUAGCAAAAUUCAGCUGGCAAAUUCACUGCAUGGUGCUUUUGGUGAAACGAAUCAAAGUGAGCUGGCAGCUUUCACAUCAUACGCUUUGGCUUUUCCAAAUAGUUUCCUUGCCCUAGUAGACACAUAUGAUGUUAUGAAGAGUGGACUGCCAAACUUCUGUGCAGUAGCUUUAGCACUUGGGGAUCUUGGGUACAAAGCAAUUGGAAUUAGGUUGGACUCUGGAGACCUUGCAUAUUUGUCAAUUGAAGCUCGGAAACUUUUUUGUGCAAUAGAGAUGGAAUUUGGUCUGCCUGGCUUUGGGAAAAUGAAUAUCGCUGCUAGCAAUGAUCUGAAUGAGGAAACUAUUGAUGCCUUGAACAAGCAGGGUCAUGAGAUAGAUGCAUUUGGAAUUGGCACAUAUCUUGUCACAUGUUAUGCUCAAGCUGCUCUUGGUUGUGUAUUCAAGCUAGUUGAGAUAAAUAAUCAGCCUCGCAUCAAACUCUCCGAAGAUGUAACAAAGGUUUCGAUACCAUGUAAAAAACGAUGUUACAGGCUCUAUGGAAGAGAAGGUUACCCUUUGGUUGAUAUAAUGACUAGAGAUGAUGAACCACCUCCAAAGGUUGGGGAGAGGAUAUUGUGCCGCCAUCCGUUCAAUGAAUCUAAGAGGGCAUAUGUUGUGCCGCAGUGUGUCGAGGAGCUAUUGAAGUGCUAUUGGCCCGGAAAUUCAGUUAAACCAAGAGCAGAGUUGCUUUCUUUGGAGCAAAACCGAGAACGCUGCUUGCUACAUUUGGAGCAGAUGCGGCCGGAUCAUAUGAGACGGCUGAACCCAACACCCUACAAGGUAAGUGUGAGUGCAAAUUUGUACGAUUUCAUUCAUUUCCUGUGGCUGAACGAAGCACCUGUCGGUGAGCUCCAAUGAAGGAAAGAAACUUGAGAGCUUGCCGGUGAGAAUUCUGGAUUAUCUUCCGAAUGCAUCUUUAUAUGUUCUUGGCCUGACUUUUGGAUUAUCUUCCAAAUGCAUCUUUAUAUGUUCUUGGCCUGACUUUUGCUUCGAUUGCUAUAAUGAAGUGACGAUAUAAACUGACCACUAAAUAUGGGAAAGAAUCCAUUUUUCUCUUCAAAAACUAAGCGGCGUGUAUUUAUUUAUUAAAUCUCAUCAUAAUGUACCAAUUAUAAUUUUAAUCCCUUUUCCACUAA